Messenger RNA from Pseudomyrmex gracilis, 1316 nucleotides. Its product is annotated as S-methyl-5'-thioadenosine phosphorylase. Gene Ontology annotation, cellular component: cytosol. Gene Ontology annotation, biological process: nucleoside metabolic process. The record is from RefSeq and is a predicted model, not a curated record. Bases 314 to 1165 code for a protein of 283 amino acids. NCBI's taxonomy places the organism in Eukaryota, Metazoa, Arthropoda, Insecta, Hymenoptera, Formicidae. The transcript has 6 exons. Gene Ontology annotation, molecular function: S-methyl-5-thioadenosine phosphorylase activity.
CAAAAAACUGUUUCUAUUUAGGUGAGCAAAGCACGCGACAUACUACUGGCCAAUUUCUUGUUUGUCCACUGUCAAAAGAUGUUCUCCUGAUAGUCAAAUUUGUAGAAUUGCACACAAAUAACGACUGAAUUUUUACUCGCUUGAAACUACUGCCUUGAAAAUUGGCUGAUCACGCAGAUGGCGCAUGAUCAACCAAUAAUAAUCAUUUGGCUUGUUAUCACAUGGAAGAACUCUGCAACGUGCUCCGAAAAAAAUUGAAUUUUAUAUUGCGUGACAAUCGAAACAGAUAAAAAACUUUUUAUAAUUCUUUACUAUGGAAAACAAAACAAUCAAGGUAGGAAUAAUAAGCGGUUCGGGUCUAGGUGAUAGCAUACAUAAUGUAUUUAAAUAUAGCAGUACUACAAAACGUGAGGAUGCGAAAAACGAUUUCGGUUAUCCCUCCAGCGAUCUGUAUCAUGGAUGCAUCGAGGGAGUGGAUGUGGUAUUAUUAUCUAGACAUGGUGUUGGACAUAAAUUAAGUCCUACAGCUGUUAAUUACCGCGCUAACAUAGAAGCAUUGAAGCUUACUGGAUGCACUCAUGUAUUGGCAUCUAACGCGUGCGGAUCGUUGACAGAAGCGAUUGGCAGAGGACAACUGAUUAUACCUGAUAGCUUCAUAGAUAGAACCAGCUCCAGAAAAAGCACUUUCUAUGAUGAAACAUCUACCAAGUAUAGUGGAGUAUGCCACAUCCCGAUGGAGCCCGCUUUUGAUCCACGUACAUCAGAGAUUUUAUUAGAAGCGGCAAGAAAAUUGGGAUACAAUGUAACAAAGGGAGGAACAAUAGUGAUUAUUGAAGGACCGCGUUUUUCUACGAAAGCAGAGAGCAAGGUUUAUCGUGCCUGGGGUGGACACUUGAUUGGCAUGACUACAUACCCAGAAGUGUGCCUAGCAAAAGAGGCGGGGCUUCUGUACGCGUCUAUAGCAAUGGCUACGGAUUACGAUUGUUGGAAAGAUUGUGAUAAUGUUCAUGCAGCUGACGUCGUAGUGAUAUUUAAGCAAAAUGUUGAUAAAGUGAUUAAAUUGUUAAUUGAAGCUGUAAAACUAAUCGGUACAGAAGAUUGGGAUCAAGAUAUUCAUAAAUUAAAGAACUUAAUCGAGAGCAGCAAUGUGUCCGUAAAAUGCUAAAACUUGACGAUGGGACCAAAGAACUAUCCUAAAAAAUAUACAUAUAUAUACGUAGUUAUACGUGAAUAUAAUUCCUAAAAGAUCAUGUACUAAUUUGUAAUCAUAUUUUAUGGCAUUACAUCUUUUAUAAAAGCGCCUAUUCGCACAAAUG